Messenger RNA from Cucumis sativus (cucumber), 2357 nucleotides. Its product is annotated as LEAF RUST 10 DISEASE-RESISTANCE LOCUS RECEPTOR-LIKE PROTEIN KINASE-like 1.2. Gene Ontology annotation, molecular function: protein kinase activity; polysaccharide binding; ATP binding. Lineage: Eukaryota; Viridiplantae; Streptophyta; Magnoliopsida; Cucurbitales; Cucurbitaceae. The transcript has 4 exons. Bases 148 to 2193 code for a protein of 681 amino acids. The record is from RefSeq and is a predicted model, not a curated record. Gene Ontology annotation, biological process: protein phosphorylation.
UCUCCACUUUCCCGGAAAAAGACGCAUUUUAGUAUAAUGUAAAGUAGCGUCAGCAUAAGGAGACCAUUCCAAUUCCGCGCUUUCCAUUGCAUCAAAUUUCUAAACCCUCAAUCCCUCUGUUUAUGUUCAUGAUCCUUCUUCACGCAAAUGAAAUCCUCCGUCCUUCUCUUCUCCUUCACGUUUCUUUUCUUUCAUCCUCAUCUCUGUUUUGCCGAUGAUGCCCAUGAUGAAUUCAAAGCUUGCGGUGUGAAUUACAACUGCGGUGAGUUGGUUAACAUCUCCUAUCCAUUUUGGGGGAAUGAGCGCCAAUCCUUUUGCGGUCGUCGACAAUUCCGCCUCACUUGCAAAGACAAUGAAACUACUACGAUUCAAAUCCAUUCUCGGCAAUAUAUUGUUGUGAACAUCAGUCAAUCGGAUCAUAGAAUGACGAUCGCAAGAUCAGAGCUGUUCGAUGAUUACUGCCCUAAUAAUGAAAUUGAAGCGGCGACGUUGGAUUUUAGUUUGUUCAAGUAUUCUUCGAACGAUCUGAAUCUGUCCGUGUGGUACGAUUGUCCGGUGCUGCCGGGAACCCAGAAUCUCUCAUUUGAGUGUGGAUCGGAAGGGGAAAAAAGUGGGAGAAUGAAUUAUGCUUUGGAUAAUAUUGAAGCGGUGAGUUUGAGUCCAUUAAGCGUAGGUUGUAGGAUUAAAGUUGAAGUGACGAUUACGUCGAAGUUAUUUAAGGAAGGGAAAAGGAACAGAACGAUGGUGGUGGAAAGGGGAAUGAAAGAAGGGUUUGAAGUUGAAUAUGGGGAUUUUUACACCGUAGCUUGUGAGGGAUGUAAGGAAUACGGCGGCGGCGUGUGUGGUCGAAACGAGACGGAAGAAUUUCUGUGCAAAUGUCAAAAUGGAGAAUUACAUCCUUUUGUUUGCAGACCUCCUCCUCCACCUCCUCCACCUCCUCCACCUCCUCCACCUCCUCCGGGACAAGAUACAAAAUGGAAGAAAACCGUCAUAGGCGUUUGCUCUGGUAUUGGAGGUGUACUGUUAAUGGGGGUUGCCUCUUUCAUCUGGUUUUGUUUGCACAAAAAGAAGCUUGCUCGUUCUUAUACUCCCUCCUCCUUUCUCCUACGAAACAAUUCCAGUGAACCGUCAACGAAGGAACUUGAGAAAGGAGAAAAUGACAUGGGGCUACCUUUGUUCUCUUAUGAAGAGCUUGAAAAAGCCACAGACAGAUUUAAUCCAGCCAAAGAACUUGGAGAUGGUGGCUUUGGCACUGUCUAUUAUGGCAAACUUUCAGAUGGGCGUGAGGUUGCAGUGAAACGAUUGUUUGAAAAUAACUACCGACGAGUUGAGCAUUUCAUGAAUGAAGUUGAGGUCCUUACUCGAUUGCGCCACCCACAUCUAGUCACCCUUUAUGGAUGUACCUCUCGAAUUUGCCGUGAACUUUUGCUGGUUUAUGAAUUCAUUCCAAAUGGUACUGUGGCCGAUCAUCUUCAUGGCAACCGAGCAAAACCUGGUGAGCUUCCAUGGCAUACAAGGUUGAAGAUUGCCAUAGACACAGCAAGUGCUCUCGCUUUUCUUCAUGCUUCCGAGACUAUCCACCGAGAUGUUAAAACUACCAACAUUCUUCUUGACAACAACUACAACGUUAAAGUCGCCGAUUUCGGACUAUCUCGCCUUUUUCCUACACAAGCCACCCAUAUAUCAACUGCUCCACAGGGAACUCCUGGCUACGUUGACCCGGAGUAUCACGAAUGUUAUCAACUUACAAAUAAAAGCGAUGUCUUUAGCUUUGGAGUAGUAUUGGUUGAGCUGAUAUCUUCAAAGCCUGCAGUUGAUAUCACUAGGCACAGACAUGAGAUUAACUUGUGGACAAUGGCAAUCAACAAGAUUCGAAAUGACGAAUUACACGACUUCGUAGAUGCAUCUCUUGGAUUUGAAACAGAUGAAACAGUGAGAGAGAUGAUAUGUGCAGUUGCAGAGUUGGCAUUUCGAUGCUUACAAAGUGUGAAGGACACAAGACCGUCGAUGUUGGAAGCUCUGGAAAUUCUAAAGAACAUAGAGAGUCGAAGUAGUGGCAAAGGAAAAGAAGAAGACAGAGACAUUUCACACGAAGACGAUGUGCUGCUGAAGGAUGGUUUAGUUCCAGAGUCUCCAGAUUCCGUUGUCGUGCCUUGGAUGAGUAAAUCAUCAACACCAAAUGGCAGUAGCUAAGUUCUUUCUUUGUGGGUUCGUGGUAAAAUAGAUGUUAAACUUUAAUAGCACUGCCUAAUCCUUUUUGUUCUUUCACCCAUUAUUAUCACCUUUCUUAACCCUUCUUAGGUUAAUCAGAUGUACAUAUUUGAGAUUGAAUGUAAAGCUCGCGUUGUCAUUCUCCA